CUAUUCCCACCCCUCCCGUGUACACAGAAAAGGUGAACACCUCCCUCUCCGCUGGGAUGCGACUACCUCCCGCCAGGACUGCCGCCUGCCACAGCCUACACGUAGAACGGGAUGGCCAACUCCGCACUGGAGCUGCUGGGUCUUCUCGUGACCCUGAUCGGGCUGAUCGGCGUGGCGGCGAGCACAGGCAUGCCGAUGUGGCGAGUCACAGCCUUCAUUGGAGAGAACAUCAUCGUGUUCGAGACCCGCUACGAGGGUCUGUGGAUGAACUGCUUCAAACAGGCCGACAUCAGGAUGCAGUGUAAGGUCUACGACUCUCUCCUGGCCUUGCCCCCCGACCUACAGGCGGCACGGGGUCUCAUGUGCUGCGCUCUGGCUCUCGGCGGUCUGGGCGUGCUGGUGAGCCUGUUGGGGCUGCAGUGCACGUCGUGCAUUCAAAACCACCGAGCAAAGCGGCUGGUGCUCAUCAUCGCCGGAACCAUGGUCAUCUUGUCGUGCAUCUGCGUCAUCAUCCCCGUGUCCUGGACGGGGCACGUUAUCAUUCGGGACUUCUACAACCCUUUACUGCUCGACGCCCAGCGCCGGGAGCUGGGGGAGGCCCUCUACAUCGGCUGGGUGGCCGGGGCCUUUCUCUUUGCUGGUGGAUGCCUGUUCACUUGCUGCAAUUUACAGGCGGAGGACCAAGACCCGAGGAAGUACGUCUACUCCAGGAACUCCGACUACACGGUGUACCCUCCGCAGCCCAUCCAGACCCUGCAGCCUCAACAGCUUGUGCUGCUUCCCCAAGCCCAGCCGGUGCUGUCCAGACAUCCAUCCACCAACUACAGCUACCAGUCCAGGUACCCGUCUGUACGCAGUGGAGUGGCUUAUCUUUGAACACUGACUGAGGCCAUGACUGGGAGUGGGGCCAAUCAGAGGACCUCACUAAAGGUUGCGUGACAGCAUCGACAGAAACUAAACAAUACCACCUUUGUCAAUUAUUCGUACCAAUCAGAUCCCAAGUCCAGUGAGGAUAAAGUAUGUAUAUCAGAAUCCCAAUCAUCUCAUUGGACUUGGUAGACUGUCUUCUUUCUUCAAUGCCAGAAACAAGAAAACGCUAACGUAACCGACAGUGGUUUUUGAUGUUAUGGCUAGUUGUUUUACAAAAAUAUGAUGGUUGCUAGUUGUUUAAAGAUUUCAAGGUUCUGAAAGAGCUGAUAUGCAGAAGUUGGACGGGAAGCCAAGAGAUGGCUGCUGUUUGUUGAAGGUGUGGAUGCGUCUCUUUGUUUGCGAAGAGGGUAGUCCCUGUGGCCGCCGACCAAGCGUGAUCACAUGACCAGAAACUGUUUUGAAUAGAUACAAAGAGCUUUAAGUCUAACACCUGUAGGCCGCACUUCCAUUGUCCGCUAUCUAUGAGAGGAAGCAACUUUUGCUAUGUAAAUUUGUUUUAUUGCCACUUAAUCCGCAACAAAUAAUAAUUAGAAUGCUCCUAAAACAAUUCUCCUUGUAUUUUUAUACUAGACACUAUCAACUAUAUUAAUGCGAAAUAAAGUUAUGUCUGUUUGUUUCAUGUAUGUCUGCCUGUAAUUCUAUUGUAUUUACACUGUCAGAAAUAAAGUCAGUGGCUUUUACCGCAAAAUUUGGGCAGCUCAGUCCCAAGAAUUUUACAGGAAAAACAGUGGUACCUUUUUUUUCAUUUACAAUAAUGCUCUGUAAAAACAUGACUGUAGACUAAGGUGGUAAGCGUAUUUUACGGUGCAAAUUCUCGUGAAUGAGCUGACAGCUUUGUUUUUUUCACAAAAUCUAGAUUUGGUUUUACAAUGUUGAAAUAUUGAUAUUAAUUGGGGCUGAGGAAUUUGUGAAACAGAAACAAUACAAAAAUAAUGUC
Messenger RNA from Nerophis ophidion (straightnose pipefish), 1867 nucleotides. Its product is annotated as claudin-4-like. The record is from RefSeq and is a predicted model, not a curated record. Gene Ontology annotation, biological process: cell adhesion; bicellular tight junction assembly. The coding region runs from base 112 to 876 and encodes 254 amino acids. NCBI's taxonomy places the organism in Eukaryota, Metazoa, Chordata, Actinopteri, Syngnathiformes, Syngnathidae. Gene Ontology annotation, cellular component: bicellular tight junction; plasma membrane. Gene Ontology annotation, molecular function: structural molecule activity. The transcript has a single exon.